AUGUUAGGCCUAUUAAAACAUACAAUAGCAAGGUUAGAUAUAGUCGCCAUAGGACCAUGGGUCCGACUUCCGUCCGCCGACGAAGAGUCAGAGGAGGAAGCCUUCCUAGAGCACAAGCAAAUACACCAGCGAGCCAUUCGAGACAAUACGAUAUACAACUGGCCUUGGAUUCUCUCUACUGUUAUAUUUGCUUCCCUUGCCGCCAUUGCCUUUGCUCUGCAUCUUAUGUCGACGUCUGCACCGGCUUGCAAGCCAUGGCGGCGGACGAAUCUCGAGCCGGCUCGAAAAUGGAUAGGAGAGCACGAAGUCCGCUUUGGUGGAGCUCUAUCGUAUAAUGAAAGCGGGAAACUGGUUAUAGAGCCUGCCUCGGGAGGGAGAAGUGGAUUGGCAACCCGACACCGGAGAUGGAUGCGCUGUGGGAUCGAGUGGAAGCAGGUAGAAGCUGAUUUUAUGCGUCACUCGCACGAACAAUACUUACUUGUGCCAAGGUCCAUUGUCUUGCUCGAGGGCCCUGAGGCCGAUAUGGUGCGGGACAAAACGACGCUCUUCAAUGGGUAUUGGGUAACGGGGGUGGAUGUCGUUCAUCAAAUACAUUGUCUGGUGGACUGA
Molecule: messenger RNA, 609 nt
Organism: Talaromyces proteolyticus
Lineage: Eukaryota; Fungi; Ascomycota; Eurotiomycetes; Eurotiales; Trichocomaceae
Exons: 2
Coding region: 1-609 (202 amino acids)
Source: RefSeq, a predicted model, not a curated record